GGCAUUUAGAAUCUAUUGUAAUCCAAAUGGAUAUGGAGAUCGACAUGUUUGACGUCCACCACGACAUUUCUUUAUAACUUGGCCCUUGAUAACUUUGAUUACUGCACUGUGUUUAUAGAGUCCACUACACUUUGAUAUAUCAAAAAUAAGUGUGAAGAGAAAUCAAAACACUUUCCACAAGACGACCGAAGRAUGAGCACAAGAUGUUUCGCUCAAAAUCACCAGUUGUUGAACCGCUUGGAGAUCAACUAGAGAAAGGCAGAAUACCUGGAAAAGAUGGCAUGAAAUUCUUUCACCUUGUAAAACUCAUUAGGAACGGGCAUGGUUACUUUACGAAGAGAAGAGAACAGUUCCAAAGCACAGUGUUCAGAGUCAACAUUGGAGUCAAGGGGAUUGCUGUUUGUGACAGAAAGGGAUUGGAAGCAUUGUUUGACCUUGAGAAGAUUUACAAAGAACCUGCUUUUGGUCGUCUGAAUUACAACUUAUCUCUACUGGACGGAUACACGCCAUCUAUUUUUACCAACGGCGUAGAACACGAGAAGCAGAAAGCUUUUCUCAUGAAGAUAUGUAAGAUCGCGCAGGAAGCGGACAUAUUGAAAACUACCAAAAACGUUGUACCGACGUACCUUGAACGCUGGCAUAAAGCAGAUGCGAAAACAAAAGCCAACUGGGAAGCAGAGAUUAUGGCCAUGACAAGUGAUAUCUUUACCGAAGCAUUUCUUGGGAUACGUGUUGACCCAGACGAUAUGCAGGGAAUGCUGAAAGGCUCUUGGACAAAAAGCAAACGCACAUUAAAAAGAAGUUUGGAAUGUGCCAAKAAAAUCAAGGAAAAGUUCAGGGAGUGUCCUAAAUUAUGCAGUAUACUUGAGCUGGCAAAAGAAAUGGGGCUGUCAGAUGAACAAGCUAUUAUGGAUAUUCUUUUUAUGCUCAACUUCAACGCGUAUGGAGGAAUAAGCGGUGCAUUGCGAUCAAGCAUUGCUUGGCUUUAUAAUCUAGAUCCACGCGUCAGACAGGAACUUGAACAAGAAAUACUCGAGAAUAUUGACAAAGAYGACGGGAUUACUGAAGAAGCCCUCAAGAAAAUGAAUUUAAUGGACAGAUAUUUACUCGAGGUGUUUCGUAUGUCUCCUCCAGUACCUGUUAUCUUCGGGAGAGCGAGAAAAGAUUUCCUGAUGGAUUCGGGUUCUGGAAGCGUACAAGUCAAAACCGGUGAGCUCCUGAUUGGGAACUGUUAUCUCGUUCAUAGAGACCCUUCUGUUUUCCACAAGCCAGAUGAAUUCAUGCCAUCGAGAUUUGAAGAUGAGAGUCUUCUUGACCACAUAGUGUUUUCUAAUGGUCCGUAUCGUGAGGCAGCCACACCUAAGAACCAUCACUGUCCAGGCAAGGAGAUUAUCUUCAUGAUUCUGAAAAGUGUAUUGAUCCAAGUCAUGAUGUGUUGUGAUUAUACCUUUACGGAAAGACCUUACUGGACAGAGAAAAGAUUAAGAAGACUUGGUUGCCCCGACAACAACAUGGAAUUAAGUAGUUUUACAUACACACCGAAAAGCCCCAUUAUCAAGGUUCAUCUUCUUGAAGUUGAAGACUUUGAUGGUAAAUAGAUAGCAAAAUUUAAUCCAGGAUUACCAAACUAUAUCAUAUUCAAUCAAUAUAAACUAUAGCCGAGAAAUAGAAACUGAAAGUCUGUGUGCAUGCUGUGCAUUUUUAUAAAGCACGCACUUCUAGCCAAUCAGAACUGAAGCAAGGAUUAUAACAGUUAUUUUAUAAAGAUAAAUAUAAACAUAUGUAAAUAAUCAUAAAUAUUGGAAAGUGUGAUGUCAUAGGAGGCAUUUGAGUUUAUUUGUCGUCAUUURUUAAUUCAMACACUUACUACUAUGAGMAAACAAAUUUGCAAWAACCUUCCUAYRAACCCUGAGUAGGACAAUGAUGUUUUAUGCAGGACGUUUUACUGCCACAGAAAAUUUUUGUAUAUUUAAGAAUACCUCCUAUAACAUCACACUUGUUAACAUAUUAAUCAUGCAUCACUUAAAUCAUWUAUCAUGUACAUAUUUUACCAUUCUACUAUUCACUUUAUGUAGAAUCAUCGUACAGGUAAGGGUGAGGGGUACUUAAAACCCCAGCUAUAGUCCCUUUCAAGUUCCUUGCACCAUCUUGAAAGGUAGCUGUGCCUUUGCAUCCAAGCGAGAUGGACGAUGAGCUUGCAAUAACGAUAGAGACAUGUGACUAAUUGUUCAAGGUGUUAAACAAGGUGUUAAAAAAGGUCUCUAUCAUUGCAAGCUCACUGUUCAUCUUGCUUCGAUGCAAAGGCAUGGCUACCUUUCAAGAUG
Messenger RNA from Actinia tenebrosa (Australian red waratah sea anemone), 2324 nucleotides. RefSeq lists its product as uncharacterized. The record is from RefSeq and is a predicted model, not a curated record. Gene Ontology annotation, molecular function: iron ion binding; monooxygenase activity; heme binding. Gene Ontology annotation, biological process: sterol metabolic process. NCBI's taxonomy places the organism in Eukaryota, Metazoa, Cnidaria, Anthozoa, Actiniaria, Actiniidae.